Molecule: messenger RNA, 330 nt
Organism: Ilex paraguariensis (yerba mate)
Lineage: Eukaryota; Viridiplantae; Streptophyta; Magnoliopsida; Aquifoliales; Aquifoliaceae
Source: the annotation of a GenBank genome assembly
AUGGCGGAGAAGGACGGUAAAGAAGAUGAAGCACCGCCGGCGGUACAUCCGGCACUGAAAGCUAUCGUGUUCGGAUUCAUGGCCUCUGCAAUCAUAUGGACCGUCGUGGUCGACUACAAGGAGCACUUAAAAGAGCUUCUCGGAGAUCACCACUUGCAAUGGCGAUCCCUACUAUCGCAUGUCGCUGCCACUAUGCUUCUCAUGAUUUGCUCCAUUUUUCUGCUUCUCUUGGCAAUCCUCUACUUCGUCAAUGCGUUUGAACCAUUCCUCCGUCUUUGGAAAAGCUCAAGUAUUUCGUCCGAAGAUCAACUGCGUCCGUUGCUGGUUUAA